This is a messenger RNA of Labeo rohita (rohu), 961 nucleotides long. Its product is annotated as CD209 antigen-like protein C. Lineage: Eukaryota; Metazoa; Chordata; Actinopteri; Cypriniformes; Cyprinidae. The record is from RefSeq and is a predicted model, not a curated record. Bases 163 to 825 code for a protein of 220 amino acids. The transcript is spliced from 5 exons.
CAUUUAUCUGCAAAAAAAAUUUUUAUAUAAGCACACAGGAUAUGACUGCUCGUGAGUGCGGUCACAGCGGUGUAGUUAGCGUUCAGCUUUUUAAAGUAUUAGUACACAGUGGUGCAGUCCACACACCAGCAACUUGCACGAUUUGACUCUAAAAAAUCGAAAAUGUGCAAGAGGAACAGCACAGGAAGUGAUUCUGUGAGGACCAGAAGAUACAAAAAAGUUACAGUGUAUUUGGUGCUGCAGAGUGUUCUUCUGUUGGAGGCGAUUGUUUUGCUGUUUACUGAACAUAGAACUAAGACUCACCAGUAUGAAAACGGCAAAGAAACGUUAACUAAACAAAGGAAUCAGCUACGUGCCAAUAUUGAAAAUUUGCUACAAAAUAAGAACGUAUUAAAGGAUUUCAAUAACAAAACCAAUAAACAACAUCAACAGUUAACUGAGGAGAAAAAUCUACUGUCAAAACAUCUUCGUGAAAUGGAUGGAUGGAGGUGCCAUGAAUCCAGUUUAUACUACAUUUCCUCUACGACGAAGAGCUGGACUGACAGCAAACAAGACUGUUUGAAUAGAGGAGCCAAUCUGACUAUUAUAAACAGCAAAGAUGAACAAGAUUUUUUUUAUAAUGAUGGUGAAGUUUGGAUCGGUCUGACUAAAGUGGAGGGCACAUGGAAAUGGGUUGAUGGCAGCACACUGACCUCUGGUUUCAGCUCCUGGAAGCCUGGAGAGCCAAAUGGACGGGGAGGAGAGAACUGUGCUGCGACUGCUUCAUCAGAGUGGCGUGAUUAUUCAUGCUAUGAAGCUUUACAGUGGAUAUGUGAGAGAAAAUGAUCAGUUUGUGAUCAGAUCAGAAAAGUACAAUCUGUAAUGUAAUCGCUAAUAGUUAACAGUUAAAAAUGUAAAAAGUAAAGCUUUUUUUGCUAAUGUUUCUUCUACAAGUCCUACUGUAAUAAAUCAUCUUCAUUAA